GCGGAGUGAUUUGGGCUCGAGCCGGUUCCUCGGGUCUUUUCUCCCGGCUGGUGCUGGUGCUGAUGCUGCGGCUGUAAUGCUGAAACAUUAACGCUGUAAGUUUGUCUUCAUCGUGGAGUUUGGGAACAACCCGCUUUUCUUUCUCUCAUCCCUCUGAACAGACUGAAUCGAAAUGGAGCACCAGGACAUGAUGAAUUCCGGACAGUAUGGCUCUGGGGAAGACGUCGCAUCUGCCAUGGCUGAUGUGACCCUCGAUGACGGCCCUCAGGAGGACAUGAAGAACGGGACGGCGGCAUACGUGAGGCCUGGGGAUGGACCGGAAAAAGAUGGCAUUUCUCUCAAAGAGGAUGCUGAAGAGUCAAAACCCGAAUCGAUCUCUCAAGACGACGUGACAGAGGAAACAGAGCCUAAAGCUGCGUCCAGUCAUGAGGAUGUACUCUCUGCUGCACCAGGAAGAGCAGGAGCAGGAGAAGCCAAGCCAGGAGCAGCAGCAGCUGAUAAAAAGACCCCUUCCAUAUCCACACCAGGCAAAGCUAGACUCACCUCCACCACUAAACGAGCCUCAGCAAUUCCAGUGCCCCCAUCCAAACACACCUUCACCUCCGCUUCCCCCUCAGGCUCAACCAGAGCUGCUUCUCUAAAAUCUAAAACAAACACUGUAGGAACCAAGGAGUCCAGAGCCACAGCCGGUGAUGCUAAGUCGAAGACUAAACCUCAGGGUAUUAGCAACAAAAUCCCUGCCGAGUCUCCUAAGACUCCUGACCGUAGUGGCUGCAGCAGCCCUGCCACCCCGAAAUCUCCAGCCAGUCGCUGCAGCACACCUGGGCAGCAGGUGAAGAAGGUGGCCGUGGUGCGCACUCCGCCCAAAUCUCCCGGCUCUGUCAGAUCCCGUGCUCCCAUUAGUGCUGCUGCGCCCUUGCCUGACCUGAAGAACAUUAAAUCCAAGAUCGGUUCCACUGAAAACAUCAAACAUCAGCCAGGAGGUGGAAAGGUGCAAAUCCAGGACAAGAAAAUGGAUCUGAGCAACGUGCAGGCAAGGUGUGGCUCCAAAGCCAACAUGAAGUACUCUCCAGGAGGUGGCAAUGUUCAAAUUGUGAACAAAAAGAUGGACCUGAGCAGCGUGCAGGCUAAAUGCGGCUCAAAGGCCAACAUCCACCACAAACCAGGUGGCGGAAAUGUGGAGAUAAAAUCUGAGAAGGUGGAGUUCAAAGCUCAGUCAAAAGUGGGAUCUCUGGGCAACAUCAGCUAUGUAGCCGGAGGUGGGAACAAGAAGAUCGAGUCUCACAAGCUGACGUUCCGGGAGCAGGCGAAGGCUCGCACUGACCACGGCGCCGACAUCGUAGUUAAAUCCCCCGGCGUGUCGGGGGAGGGGUCUCCCCACCCACUAAGCAAAGUCUCCUCCUCCGGCAGCAUCAACAUGAGCGAAUCGCCACAGCUGUCCACGCUCGCAGACCAGGUGACCGCCUCUCUCGCUAAACAGGGCCUGUGAUCCGACUUCCCACUGAACCUCCACAAACGCCACACCGAGACAAACGCAACGCUGUAACGCGGCAAAUCAAAAAAAUGUCAAAAAUUAUUGAAAAAAAAAAAAAAAAACCACACAAGCACCUCGGUCUGUUGAAAGAAAAAAAAAAGGUGCUUGCUGGAUAAAUUUUCUUCAUGAAUUUUGGUUCUUGACUGCAAAAGGACUGAUCAUUAAUAAUGUUAUUGCCUGUUCUGUCUGAUUUGUUGAUCGUGCUGGAUCGAUCGGUUCGGUCGUUCGCGGCACGUAGACGCCCAUCUACAAUGCUAGAACAUCCACCGACUUCUCCAUCUCUCCAUCUCUCUCUCUCCCCUUCUCUCACUAUCUCUCUCUCUCUCUCUGUCUGUGCUUAGUUGCCUUAUUGUGAACGCUUCCUCAUUGCCCUUUACUCAUUCAUUGCACCUUGACUAGUAAUGAUUUGUCAUUUUUAUUUAUUUAUUUUUUAAAUAUAUGAAUAGAUACUACCUGAAAAUUGGACUGGAAUGGAGAAAACAAGCCAAAAAACACUCCCAACGGAGACUGUAUUUAACGCCGACUUUGAGAAUGACUAACACAAGGCAUCCUGACGUUUAUCCACAUCUCUGCAGAAUCCAUGCCAAAUCCAUUACCGCCAAACUAUAACUUAUACAAACCAGUCCACACACACACACACACACACACUUGCAGCUGUGUUUUAAAUAGCAGAAGCUUUGCAAUUAAACAGGAACAUCAUUAGGGUUCAUACUAGUCACAAUAAUAUACUACAAAUAUUAUACUGAAUUCCUUAUGCGUGAAUUAGUGACUAUGCACAGAUUAUUGUUGUAAAGAUGUGCAGUCAAGAUAAAAAAAAAAUAUAUAUAUAUCAUGUCACGGUAACGUUACUAAACCACCUCAUGAUUUUUUAAGUUAAUCCAUGAACCAGUCUAGUUUUUAAUUCUCUACAACCUAAAACUCCAUAUGAAGGUCAGAACAUCGUAGUUGGAUUCAAAUGCUGAAAUGAAAAUGUAAUUUCCUGUCAGGAGAAUAUUAUAAAUUAAACAAGAUUCUUCUGCCUGUUUUUCUCACGUUUCAGAUUUUACAUUUAUUAAAAAAAUAAACAUAUUUGCCAAUUAAAUUUGCCAAAGUGGAAAUGGUGUAGAAAUAGGUUUAAUCUAAUAUAUUGGAUUGGAUUGGAUUGGAUUGGCAGGAGACACAUUUUCACGUGAGCUUUCUGGAGUGUAGAGAAACACGGACAACUGAACUUCCAGCAGAAAUAAAAAAUGAAAAGAAAAGGAGAACAAAAAAGAGGAUAAACUUUUUUUUUUCUCAAAUCAGAUGAAAAUGCUUUCAACGUGAAACAUCUCCUGGUUUCAGAGGAGCAAUGUGUAUAACUGAGGGCUGCAUGUAAUGCAUGUCCAGACUCAGCAGGUGUGUGUGUGUGUGUGUGUGUGUGUGUGUGUGUGCAGUGAAGCUCUGCGUCUUUCCUAAUGAACAUUCUAACAGAGUAAUGUAAUCUAAUCUGGAUUUAAACCAACCUGGACCAUAAUCUAAACCUGUAUGUAAAUCUGAAUCUGGAUCUUAAUCAGAAUUUGGUUCUGAAUCUGGAUCUAAAUCUAAAUCUAUAUUCGGAUCUAAAUCUGGAUCUUAAUUCAAAAUUGGAUCUGGAUCUAAAUCUGGAUCUUAAUUAAAAAUUGGAUCUAAAUCUGAAUCCUAAAUCUGGAUCUAAAUCUGAAUCUAAAUCUGAAUCUUAAAUCUGGAUCUAAAUCUGAAUCUAAAUCUGGAUCUAAAUCUGAAUCUUAAAUCUGGAUCUAAAUCUGAAUCCUAAAUCUGGAUCUUAAUCUAAAUUGGGAUCUGAAUCUGGAUCUAAAUCUGAAUCUGAAUUAAAAAUUGGAUCUAAAUCUGGAUCUUAUUUAAAAUUUGGAUCUGGAUCUAAAUCUUAAUCCGAAUCAUCACACACCGCUCGGCCGGUCGAGGUGUUUCAUCUAUCUUGUUUUUUUUUCUUCCCCUCCAUUUUAACCAGUGAUAAAAGUGAUGUGUGAUAAACGACUUAAAUAAACGACAAAACAGUUUAAAAAGCAAAAAUGUGCCUCUUUUCCCACUGAGGUUCCGGUUUGAGGGAAAAAAAGAAAAGUAAAAACAUGCAGAGCUGCUAAACACCUGUUUCUAUACGCUGCAUUGAUCAAAGAUGAAUCCAGUCUAAUUUACCUGCUUCAGCUGAUUACCUGCUGUUUACACACACACACACACACACACACACAUACUAAAUUGAGUUAUUAUAGUCCUCCUGUAGACGUGACACGUGUUAGAAAUAAACCUGUUUCUGAUAUUUACGACUUUUUUUUAUAUCUUUACUGCACCUGAGCUUUAUUCCUUUUUUUAUAUGAAAGAAAAACAGAAAGAAAAAAAACUAUAAGGAUGUGGAUGAGUAGGAACUUUACUGAGACGCUUCUUUUCCGAUAAAGAGUCGCACGUUUAAAGUGACCACCAAGACAAAAAAAACAACAAAAAUACUAUUUGAUAUGAAAGUGACCUUUCAAGCAGAAAUGGAUCAGUUAUUAGCUCUGGAUGUAUUAAAGUCUCAGCUUGCAUGCGGGUCAGCCCGGCCUGUAGGAGGCGCUGUGCAAAAAAAAAAAAAAAGACGAUUUCUAUAUAAGGAAUAUCGCAAUCAUAAAAUCCUUGAUUAGGAACAAACCAGUGAAUGUUGCAUGAUAUUUACUGAGGUCUUUAAGACUCGAACUCAUCAAGUCUGAUCCACUCCUCAGAUCACUGGAGAUCUUUUUAUCCUCUAAACUACUGCGUUGUGCAGAAGCUCAUCCGAACAGGAAUCUCAGAAGGUGCUGAAUCUGUGUACACCUUCUGCUGAACUUCUUUCUGAUGAAACCAGCACUGAUGCUCUGAUGGAUUCGAUCGUGUGAACUCCACGGGAAAAGAAACGCUCUCUCUCUCUCUCUCUCUCUCAUUCUUCUUUUAUGCAGAAUGUGUUUUCGGUCCACUCUGAACUUUCCGGUUGUGAUUGUCCUCACUGUAGUUGUGCGUUUUUAUCAGUUACGUUCCUCUCACUCUCGCUGCUGUGAACCUGGAUUUGGAAAUAAAGUCGGUAUUAAACCCCCCUCCAUUA
This is a messenger RNA of Silurus meridionalis, 4598 nucleotides long. It is a transcript of the gene maptb, whose product is annotated as microtubule-associated protein tau b. Gene Ontology annotation, molecular function: microtubule binding. The transcript has 12 exons. Lineage: Eukaryota; Metazoa; Chordata; Actinopteri; Siluriformes; Siluridae. The coding region runs from base 173 to 1489 and encodes 438 amino acids. Gene Ontology annotation, cellular component: neuron projection. Gene Ontology annotation, biological process: microtubule cytoskeleton organization; neuron projection development. The record is from RefSeq and is a predicted model, not a curated record.